This is a messenger RNA of Clavispora lusitaniae ATCC 42720, 753 nucleotides long. NCBI's taxonomy places the organism in Eukaryota, Fungi, Ascomycota, Pichiomycetes, Serinales, Metschnikowiaceae. The record is from RefSeq and is a predicted model, not a curated record.
AUGCCCUACAAAAUUGACCGUUUUAUCCUCUUUGGAGACUCGAUCACCGAGUACUCGAGCAAGCAGGAUGGUUUUGCCAUGGCGCCUGCUUUGCAAGAUCUUUACUCCACCAAGUUGGAUAUAGUGACCCGUGGCUUUUCCGGCUAUAACACCAAUCAAGGGGUGGUGAUGUUAGAACAAGUGUUGGAGGCGGAAAAACUCGCCGGCAACACCGUCAGGCUCAUGUAUGUGUUUAUGGGAACAAACGACGCAGCCACCACAUUUCAGCAUGUCAGCUUGGACCAGUAUAAACAAAACUUAGAUAAGAUGGUGAAGAUGAUUCUCAAAGAGGACAUUAAAGUGAUGGUGGUGGGUCCCACGUUGCACGAGGAAAACGCCAGUCCGGAAUUCAAGGAUGAACCGCCGUUUUCCAGCUCCAAGAGAAACAAGCAGUAUGCCGACGUGGCCAAAGAGGUGGCCACGAAAAAUAAUGUUCCAUUUGUCGACUUGUGGAGUGCCUUCCAAAAGGAGAGUGGCUACACGGCGGAAGAGUUGUUGGAGAAAAGUAGAGACUUGAAGAAGUUCUUGCGGGAUGGUGUACACUUUACUCCUGCUGGAUACAAGAUCCUCUACAAUGAGCUAGUCAAGACCAUCAACACAAGUUUCCCCGAGCUUGCGCCAGAAAAUUUGAGACUGGCUUUUCCCUACUACAGGGAUGUGGACUUUGACAACUCCAGACAGAGCCUUUUGGAUUAUCUCAAAAAGUCGUCCUGA